Molecule: messenger RNA, 2600 nt
Organism: Struthio camelus australis
Lineage: Eukaryota; Metazoa; Chordata; Aves; Struthioniformes; Struthionidae
Source: RefSeq, a predicted model, not a curated record
AUGGCGAAUGCAAAUGAAUCCGGCCCCGGGCUCGAGGCCAGGGGAGCCUCCCGGCCCCCGGCGCCGCUCGGCGCCUUCGUGUCGCGCAGGAGCCCCCAGCUCCUCCUCACCCAGCGGGUGCAGGUGACACGGCACCAGCGCACGCAGCACCGCCACCUCCUGCUCUUCCCGCACGCCGUCGCCAUCGCCAGCUUCAAAUGCGGCUCCACCUUCCGGCUGAAGCACCGGGUGCGCCUCAGCGAGCUGUGGGUGCUGUGCCGCCAGGAGGCGGCGGUGGCGGCCGGGCCUGAGGACGACGAGGAGGUCUUUGGCCUCAAGUGCAGCCAGACCCUCAUCCUCGUCUGGCCCUCCAGCCUCUGCGUGGUCGCCGGAGGUGAAGCAGCUCUGGCUGGACGCCAUCCUCAGGUGAGCCCUGCCGCCCGAUCCCCGCGGGUGGCGCCCAGCGGGAGGGCGGGGAGUGCUCCCGGUGGAGCUGCCGGCACCAAGAGCCCCCGCUCGGUGGGGGAAAGGUGCAGCCACUGCCGCCUGCAGCUCCUGGCACAGCAGCGGGAGCCGCUUCGCCUCGGGCUUGCAAAGGGGCAGCAAGCGGCGGGAGGUGUCAGGCCAGCUGCUGGCUGGCAGGCCUGGGGCGCCCGAGGCGCUGCUGUGCGCCUGCCUGAGCAGGAGGCCCGUGGAGAGCAGGCGCGCGGGCGGGAGAGAGCGGAGGUGUCGCUGACCGCCAAGACCGUGGAGGCGCUGGUUUUGGCAGAGGCUGACGCCAAGAGAGGCCCCCCGCGGGCGGAGCCUUCGGCCAGGGAAGAGGGGCUUUGCCACUCGGCCGAUGGAGCGAAGGAAGGGAAGAAGGUGGUGAUCUCAUGGCCGCUGGCUUGGAGAGGAACGGCUGUCCCCGGGGACUGCCCAGGGCAGCUGGGCUCUGGCCCCCAGGUGGCUCUCUUUGGGCAGCCGCUGGCACUGCUCUGUGGUGAAGGUGGCGCCCUGCCCCAACCACUCCAGGAGCUCCUGGCUCUUCUCUAUGAGAAAGGGCCGGCCACUGAGGGGAUUUUCCGGAAAGCUGCCACCGAGAAGGCCCGCCGAGAGCUGAAAGAAGACCUUGACAGAGGCAGGAGCGUGGAUCUGGCAAGCCAGCCCGCGCACCUGUUGGCAGCGGUGCUGAAGGACUUCCUGAGAAACAUCCCCUCCAAACUGCUCGUGGCCGAGCUCUAUGACAAGUGGCUGCUAGCGCUGGAGAAGCCCGGGCAGCAGGAGAAAAUUGAGGCCCUGCGAGAGGUGGCUGGCAAACUGCCUCGAGCAAACCUCCUCUUGCUCCAGCGCUUGCUCUCUGUGCUCCACCAUAUCAGCGACAAUGCAGAGAGCAACCGGAUGGAUGCCAGCAACCUGGCAAUCUGCGUGGGGCCAAACAUGCUCAGCCCCGACACGGACAACUUGCUCCCGCUGGCCGUGCACAAAGAGAGCAUUGACAAGGUGACACUGCUGGUGGCGUUCCUCAUCGACAACUGCGCAGCAGUGUUUGGGGAGGACGUUGCCUUGCCGCUCAGGCCCUCGGCCGACGAGUCACCAGAGCACACAGACAGCUCCACAGAACGCCCCUGUGCUGCUCCGCAGAACACUUGUGCCUGCGACAGCCCUGAGGCUGGAGCUGCUGGCAGCCCCCCGCCCUCGGACAUGGAGCAGCCCAAAGGGGGAAGCGCUUCUGUGAGCAGCAGCUAUCCAACCUGCGCCUCUGUCCCUUUGCUGGCUAUUGGGAAGAAGGAUAUCAGCAGGAUGGAGAGGAGCUUCUCCGAGCCGAACCUGUCCUUCUAGGCCAACAACUUGGCAGGCAGCCGAAGGGACCCGGAGGCAGCCAAAGGGGAGGAGCUUUUUCCCAGGCAGCAGGAAAAGCUAAGGCUGGAGAAGAGGGUGCUGGAAAAAAGGCCUUGCCAGCUUGCCUCCACGCUUAGCAAAUCGCCCUCUCUCCCCAAAAUAUCCUCCAGCUGCUCCCUGGAGCCCCUUCUCUCCUCGGAUGGCUCGCUCUUCCCCAGCUCUAGCCUAGUUUCACUCCUUCGGCCCCAGAAAAGCUACUCAAAGAAGACCCAGGCUUUUCCCAUCAAGCCCGCUGAGAGCACAGCAACACCUAGCCGAGAGAUCAGAUAGUGCUCCAGGGCAUUGUCUUUUGCCAGCCGCAGCAAAGCGCUCCAAAAACAUCCCACAUUUUGGAGACCUGGAAGACGUGAGGUUUCCGAGAGCCAGCUCCUCAAGGAAAGACAAUCUGUUCUGCUGCACACCUGUCCAGGCAAGGAGGCCCAACAAGAACAAUCCUGUCAAGAGGUUACAAGGCUCAGCACCUGCUGGAAAGGAGGACGGAAAAACCUGUGCCAGAAUCUAGAUGCGUGGAGGUCCCAGAUAUUCCGGCACCUUUGGAUGCCGAAAACUUGCAAGGCUGAGAAGGAAUGUUGGUGUUUUGAGGGCCUAGAAGACGUGAGGUUUCCAAGAGCCAGCUCCUCAAGGAAAGACAAUCCGUUCUGCUGCACCACUGUCCAGGCAAGGAGGCCCGACAAGAACAAGCCAUUGCCUGUGGGGUAUCGGCAAAGGCCCCAUUUCAGGGCAGCGGAAGAAGUGUUUAG